AUGAUUUUGCAUUUCUGGGAGAGAACUGCAUAUAAACAAAACAGUUCUCUCCUCUGUCAGCUCCUGCACACUGCUUUGCAUGGCUGUGCAUAGCAGAGCCAUGCAAAGCAGUGUGCUUACAGUGGAAAGCACUAACACAGCCCCAUCGUAAAACACACACAUGUUAACCCCUUCCUGCCCAGUGCCAUUAGUACAGUGUCAGUGCUUUUUAUUAGCACUGAUCACUGUAUUGGUGUCACUGGGGAUGUCAGUGACACCAAGUCAGUUCCCCCCCCAGUGUCAGAAUGCCCCCCGCAGUCCUGCUAUA
Messenger RNA from Staurois parvus, 307 nucleotides. Lineage: Eukaryota; Metazoa; Chordata; Amphibia; Anura; Ranidae. The record is from the annotation of a GenBank genome assembly.